This is a messenger RNA of Eutrema salsugineum, 1473 nucleotides long. RefSeq names its product transcription factor bHLH96. Bases 395 to 1372 code for a protein of 325 amino acids. The transcript has 3 exons. Gene Ontology annotation, biological process: regulation of transcription by RNA polymerase II. The record is from RefSeq and is a predicted model, not a curated record. NCBI's taxonomy places the organism in Eukaryota, Viridiplantae, Streptophyta, Magnoliopsida, Brassicales, Brassicaceae. Gene Ontology annotation, molecular function: DNA-binding transcription factor activity, RNA polymerase II-specific; RNA polymerase II cis-regulatory region sequence-specific DNA binding; protein dimerization activity.
AUUGUUUUCGAUUUUUUUUUUGGGACUUCUUCUAUUAUUUAAAAAAAAGACCCAGCUUUAUAACCUCACAAGCUUCUCCUCUCUUCCAUCGGUCAAAACCACAACUUUGUCUGACCUUCUCGUGUUGUUCCUCUUUCCUUACUUCUUCAAUUUUACUGAGUUUUUUUUUGUUUUUGAAGAAAAGCUUUCUAUUGGUUUUUAAUCGUAAAGGUAUCAUUACAAGUUUAAUUUCCCUAUAGUGUGUCUUUACCUUUUGCCUUGUCUCCCUCUCGCGACAAAAAGAGAAAGACAAACACUUUCUGUCUUUCUUUUUUCUUCUUCUCUCUGGCUUGGACCGGCCUUUUCACAUAUAAAUUUUUCUGAGAGUAAUUAGCUACAAAUUUUCUAGCUAAUUAUGGCCUUGGAGGCUAUUGUUUACCCCCAAGAUCCAUUUUCAUACAUCUCUUGCAAAAAUUUUCCGUUCCACGACUUAUACUUUCAACAAGAAGAAGAUCGAGAUCCACAAGACACCAAGAACAACAUUAAGCUAGGGCAAGAACUAGAACAAGAACAAAGGCUUGCGAGUAUUAAUUACGACGGUAACAAAAGCGGAGAGAGUGAUGUUUAUAUUUACAACGAGGAGGAUCUUCAAUGGCCACGAGACGACCUUCUUUAUGGAUCCGCCGUCGACACCGAGAACCAGCCUCCACCGUCGGAUGUGGCGACGGGAGGAGGUAGAAGGAAGAGGAGGAGGAUGAGGAGCAGCAAGAACAAGGAAGAGAUCGAGAACCAGAGGAUGACUCACAUCGCCGUUGAGAGAAAUCGCCGGAAACAAAUGAACGAAUACCUCGCCGUUCUCCGUUCUCUCAUGCCACCUUCUUAUGCUCAAAGGGGAGAUCAAGCUUCAAUAGUAGGCGGAGCCAUUAACUACUUAAAGGAGCUUGAGCAACAUUUACAAUCAAUGGAGCCUCCGGUAAAGACCACCGACGUGGCAGAAGAAGCCGGCGCUGCCGCCGGUGACAGCACCAACAUAAUCGCCGCCAGCUCAUUGGGACCAUUCUCAGAUUUCUUUGCAUUUCCUCAGUACUCGAGUCGGCCUUCGUCAUCGUCGGUGGCUGAGGGGACGGCGGAGAUAGAGGUGACGAUGGUGGAGAGCCAUGCGAGUGUGAAGAUACUUGCGAAGAAGCGACCGAGACAGCUUCUUAAACUUGUCGCAUCGAUACAGAGCUUAAGACUCACUCUUCUUCAUCUCAACGUGACAACUCGUGACAACUCUGUCCUCUAUUCCAUCAGCCUAAAGGUUGAAGAAGGGAGCCAGUUGAACACAGUGGAAGAUAUUGCAGCAGCUAUGAAUCAAAUCCUACGGAGGAUUGAAGAAGAGUCAUCCAGCUAAUAUAGUUGAAUUUUAGUUAUGACACAUUUAGAGGAACUCUAAUUUUUCAUGUGUGAUCUUUUACUCUUUUUCAUAUUAAAAUAAAUAAAAUAAAUAAUUUU